AUGCAGGAGAUGUUUUCAAUGUAUAUUGAAAACCGGUCUCAGAUCUCGUUCAUCGAGUUGUAUGUUGAGUUCGAACAAUCUGAGGCUGACCGGAAUAUUCUACAGGAAGAUUAUAAUAGUGACAGUGAAGAAGAGUUCGAAAGCAACUAUGAAUUUGCUGUUCCAGAUGGUGAUGAAGAUCAAGGUGAGAGAACCAUGUGCCCAGAUGUGACAGAAGUGGCAAAUGCACUUGCAAACGAAGUGCCGUUUGAGGAGCCAUCAUUCAUGCGAGUUUUAGACUUGGAAGCCAUGCAUGUUCCUGAAUUUCCGGAAUAUAUGACUGCAGCAGAAAUUCCUAUGGUCGCAGAUGGUGAAUUCGUUGUUGGGAUGGAGUUCAGUUCCAGGGAAGCUGUUAUUAAGGCGGUUAAGGAGUAUACCAUACGACGAAGUGUAGACUACCGGGUUUAUGAGUCUGAGCCGUUGACAUUUUAUGCCAAGUGUACACAGUAUGGGUCAGGGUGUGAUUGGCUUAUCAGGGUUAGCUUGAUUAGCAGGAAGUACUGUUGGGUUAUCAGAAGGUAUAAUGGUAGCCACACCUGUACCACAGCCACCAUUUCACAGGAUCAUUCAAAACUGGACUCUAUCACAAUUGCAGAAGCAAUAAAGCCACUGGUUGAAGUUGACCCCUCCUUAAAGAUAAAAUCGGUAAUAGCAGAAGUGCAAUCGAAAUUCAACUACACCGUCAGUUACCGAAAAGCAUGGUUGGCUAAGCAGAGGGCUAUAGAAAAAAUAUUUGGAGGUUGGGAAGCAUCGUAUGAAGCCUUGCCUAUAUGGUUUGAGGCCAUGUGUCACAAGGAGCCAUCAGCUGUUGUCCAUUUUGAGACUAUGCCUGCAUAUCAAGGCGAUGACUUGGUGGGUGAUAUUCGGGUACUGCAUCGUGUAUUCUGGAGUUAUUACCCUUGCAUUAGGGCAUUCAGACAUUGUAAACCAAUUGUCCAGGUGGAUGGUACUCAUUUGUACGGAAAGUAUAAGGGUUGUCUGCUUGUGGCAGUUUCCCAGGAUGGAAACAACAAUAUCAUUCCGAUUGCGUUUGCUAUUGUUGAGGGAGAGACUUCUGAUGCAUGGCAUUUUUUCCUAAGUAACCUCCGCCAACAUGUUGUUACUCGGGAUGGAGUGGGUCUAAUAUCUGACAGGCACGAGUCCAUCAAUGCAGCUGUCGAACGAAGAUAUUCGAGGACGGUACGGGAGUACGAAGUGCGUUACCAGCGUUUAAGGGACCGCGGCGAGGCAUACACAAACUGGUUAGACCGAAUUCCUCGUGAACAGUACGCACUGGCCUUUGAUGGGGGGUACCGAUGGGGUCACAUGACGACGAAUCUAGUAGAGUGCAUCAACUCAGUAUUGAAGGGUGCCCGCAAUCUUCCCAUUACUGCUCUUGUGAAGGCAACAUUCUACAGACUAAAUGAGUUGUUCACCCGUAAAAGAGCGGAUGCGGAAGCCCGGAUCAAUGCUGGCCAUGUGUUUUCUGAGAUAGUGACAUCGAAGUUGCAUGCAAACCAACUUGCAUCAGGAAACAUACAGGUUAGUUACUUUGACCGCCAGAAUGAGGUCUUUGAGGUUCGUGAGAUGCCAAGUGGGCUAGAGUUUGUAGUUGAUCUACGUAGCCUUCGAUGUGACUGUGGUGAGUUCCAAGUGGACCGAAUCCCUUGUCGACAUGUAUUUGCAUGUUGUGCCAACCAGCGACUUGAUUGGCGACUUUAUGUUCAUGAUGUGUAUAAGAUGGAGCAAGUGCGGCGGGUGUACCGAGCACGGUUUAGGCCACUGGGUAAUCCCACUACAUGGCCUGCUUACAACGGACCUCGGUUCAUACCGAAUCCAUACAUGCGACGGGUGUCAAAAGGUCGGCCCAGGAUGACGCGUUUUCUGAAUGAGAUGGAUACGAGGAUGUUACGUCGUCCUAGGCGAUGUACUCUAUGUGGUGCUGAGGGACAUAGUCGGAGCAGAUGCCGUCGGUCUGUUGGUUCAAAUACCAACAGAGAAGCCCCCUAG
Messenger RNA from Arachis stenosperma, 2028 nucleotides. RefSeq lists its product as uncharacterized. The transcript has 3 exons. Bases 1 to 2028 code for a protein of 675 amino acids. The record is from RefSeq and is a predicted model, not a curated record. Gene Ontology annotation, molecular function: zinc ion binding. Lineage: Eukaryota; Viridiplantae; Streptophyta; Magnoliopsida; Fabales; Fabaceae.